AUGCUUUACGCCGUGCUUCCCCCCGCCUCCGACCCGCUUCCCCCGCUUCCCUCCGCCCAUGCGCGCGACUCUUCUCCCGCAAACAGCGCGCGCAACUCGCGCGGCGCCGCUGCGGUUGACGGGGCGGCGCAUGAGCGGAAGGGAGCGCACGCGCGGGCGAAAUCGUGGGACGUAGGGGCGGGCGCGGAAGGCGGGGGGGAGGGGGGAAGAGCAGCGGACGCGGGGGGAGGAGCUGCGGCUCCGCGGUUAGUGCCCGCCAUGAUGACGUCACUGUCGCUCACUGUGGAGUGCCUGAUGACGACAGCAAGUGUCAGCAUACAGGGCACGUGGGAAGUGGGGGAGUAUGUGGGGGGACGCGGGCAAGGGGGCGGAGGGGGGGGCGGAGGGGAUGCGGGAGGAAAUGGUGGGGGAGAUGGUGGGGGGGAUGGUGGGGGCAAAGGGGAGGAGCAGCAGCGGCAGCAGUGCUGCGACUGCCUGUUUGUGCUGCCCACGUCUUACAGGGCCUCUGUGACUGCAGUCGAGGUAACGCUAGCAGAUGGAAGGUUCCUCGCAACUGCAGUGCUCCCAGCGGACGAGGCAGAGGCAGCGUGCCGGGCGAGCCAAGAGCGGGCGGCAGCCGCCCACUCCGCCGCCCAGCCCGUGCUGCCCAGGCCCGCCCGGCCCUCGUUCCUGCGCCUGUCGUCUGCUAGCUUCAGCAGGAGCGGCAGCAGCAGGCAUCGGUGGAAAAGCCAAGAGGGAGUGGAAGAUGGGGAUGAGAGGGCUGAAGCGAGUAGAGAGGGCGAGUGGGGAAAGAGCAGUGGGAAGGAGGGUGGUGUGAGUGGGGGUAUGGAGAGAGGGGAGGGUGGGGGUGAAAGUGGUGAGGGUGGUGAGAAUGGGAGGAGAAGGGGAGGGAAUGGUGAUGAGGAUGAGGAGGAGGAGGAGGUGGAGGAGAGUGCAGGGCAGCGGCAGCGGUGUGUGGCGAGGCGGCAUGCAGCCGUGCUGCUGGAUGAGAGUCCUGUGCACACGCCCCACAUGCUACGGCUCAGAAUACCCAAGUCUCCCUCCAUUUCCCAUGCCUCCCGUCCCACGGUGUUCAACCAUGCACGCACCUUCUCCAUCCCCCCCUCCACUCCUCCCCCGCAGAUACCCCAAUGCACCAGUGUACCACAAGGCAGCAGUGUGCGCGUACGGGUGACCUACGUGGAGGUGAUGGCAGGGCGGCAGGGGUACAGUGAGAUGAGCGUGCCGCUGACAGUGCCCUUGGAGUGCGUGCCUGGCGACCUGGCAGUGCAGGAUGUGGUGCGAGUGAGCUGUACCAUCAACAGCGGGCUGCAGUGCCCCAUGAAGAUCGGGGACUUUAACCACCCCAUGAAGUACGUGGUGCGCGUGAGCUGCACGAUUAACAGCGGGCUGCAGUGCCCCAUGAAGAUUGGGGAUUUCAACCACCCCAUGAAGGUGGUGUUUGUGGACUUGGGGCGAGCCACGUUUGUGGGCCAUCAAAGCGAUGACGACCCCGACGCCUGGCCCAACGCCGACUUCACCAUCUCCUUCCAGGUGGUGACAGAGGACGUGAGUGCAGCAGUGCUUGUGCAAGCGCCUCUCAUCGGAGACCCGGACCCUCGAGCCUCCUUCGACCUUUCAAUAGCUCCUCCCGAUCCCGCCCAGUUCUCAGUCACCCGGGCAGUGGUGUUCACCCGGGCAGUGGUGUUCACCCGGGCAGUGGUGUUCACCCGGGCAGUGGUGUUCACCCGGGCAGUGGUGUUCACCCGGGCAGUGGUGGUCACCCGGGCAGUGGUGGUCACCCGGGCAGUGGUGGUCACCCGGGCAGUGGUGGUCACCCGGGCAGUGGUGGUCACCCGGGCAGUGGUGUGCAUCCUGGACAGCGAGACACGGCUGAGGGGUCGCCUCAUGGAGGAGGCACGCAGGGCGGUGGCAACGGCACUGAGGCGCCUGAAGCUGCUGCUGCUGGGCGAUGAGCUCAAGGCCGUACCACCUCCUCCCAUCAUAACCCUCCCUUCCAUCCCCCUCCACCCCUCGCCACUGCUCCCUAACCACAGCAGCCGGGCAGUCGUCUUCAUCCUCGAUAGCGAAUGCGAGGGCCGGCCAAUGGAGGUUGCACGCAGGGCAGUGGCGGGCUCGCCGCGGCGCUUAAAGCCCCACGACUCGUUCGCCGUGGUGGCGUUUGACUUUGAGCUGCUGCUGCUGGACGAUGAGCUCGAAGCCGCCUCGCCUCUUUCCUCUGGAGCCCUCCCUUACCUGGUCAUCCUUCCCACCCCCUCCACCCCUCUCCAUCCCCCUCCACCCCUCUCCAACCCUCUCCACCCACAGGUGUUCAGCCGAGCCGUCGUGUUCAUACUCGACAGCGAGUGCGGUCUAAGAGGCCGCCCCAUGGAGGAUGCACGCAGGGCGGUGGCAGUGGCGCUGAGGCGCUUAAAGCCGCACGACUCGUUUGCGGUGGUGGCGUUUGACUUUGAGCUGCUGCUGCUGCUGGACGAUGAGGAGGUCUUCAGCCGGGCAGUGGUGUUCAUUCUCGACAGUGAGUGCGGACUGAGGGGUCGCCCAAUGGAAGACGCGCGCAGGGCAGUAGCGGGAGCACUAAAACGCUUAAAGCCGCACGACUCGUUUGCAGUGAUAGCGUUUGACUUUGAGCUGCUGCUGCUGGACGACGAGCUCGAGGCCGCCUCGCCUGAGGCGGUUCGCCGCGCGUGCAAGUUCGUGCUGCAGGCACAUGACUGGCCGCAGCCGGUUAAUGUGCUCACGCCGCUGCAGCUGGUGGGUGGAGAGCGGAUGCUGAGGGGCCACACGGCAGCGCUGCAGCAGAUCGUGCUCAUCACGGACGGCCCGGUGCGGGCGGAGCGCCGCGUGUGCCACUGGGUGCAGCGCGCCCUGGCGGACUGGGGGGGCACCGCCCCUCGCAUCUCCACCUUUGGCAUUGGCUCAUCGGUGAAUCCGUUCUUUCUCAAGUGGCUUGCUGCUGCCACCCGCGGCUCCUCACAGGUCACCCGCAAUCCAGCGGAGGUGCGGCGGCGGCUGGAUGGAAUGCUGCAGACAAUGGCCCACCCGCUCGUCACCAACAUUGCCAUCCGCGACCUGCCGCCCGCCUGUGAGCUCUACCCCUACCCCAUCCCGGACCUCUAUGCAUCGGGGCCGGUCGUGGUGAGCGGCCGAAUGGGCGACGAGGGGCCGGCAGCAAGCGGAGCGGAGGGUGGGGGGGGGCCUGCCUUUGCACGUGGAGUUGAGGGGCGUGCUGGCCAGUGGAGCUCCGUGGAAGUGGGGGCGGGGGAGCGGGUGGCCAUCCUCACAGCCGAUGCAUGGCUUCAUGGCGACCCACACCUGCACCAGGCGGCAUGUGCGAUGAGUGUGGGAGCGUCAGUGGUAUCAGAGCACACACGCAUGGUCCUGCUGGACACCACCCGCCCCCUGCUGGACCAGCUGCACACCGAUCAGCUGCAGGGCCAUGUGAGGCCUCUACACCAUUACGUACGGUCGUCCACCGCCCCUGUCACCAUGGUUUCGGGUCUCACGGCUGGGUUCGGAAGCACCCAGGCCCGGCCUGCUUCCACCAAACCAAACGGGGAGGUUCGGAGUCAGCAGCGGCAGCACAGGCGCAUGGGUUCGUGUGUGUCAUCAGGCGAGUUGGAGUACGAUGUGGGCGAGGAGGACGGCCAUGACCGAUUGCUCGUCUCGCCCUCGCUGUCGCAAAGCAUUCUAGGAAGCGUACUCGCCUGUUAUCGUCCCAAAUUUAGGUAA
Molecule: messenger RNA, 3729 nt
Organism: Closterium sp. NIES-65
Lineage: Eukaryota; Viridiplantae; Streptophyta; Zygnematophyceae; Desmidiales; Closteriaceae
Source: the annotation of a GenBank genome assembly